AUGAUAGAUACAAGGUGGGGUGUACAGUCCAGCACUCUAACAUGCCUGCCCUCUCUCCUAUUCUGUAGGCUGGAAUGGGUGGAGAUCAUCGAGCCUCGAACCCGAGAGCGGAUGUACGCCAACCUGCUGACAGGGGAGUGCGUGUGGGACCCUCCUCUGGGGGUGCGGAUCAAGCGUACCAGCGAUAACCAGUGGUGGGAGCUGUUUGACCCCAACACCUCGCGCUUCUACUACUACAACGCUUCCACACAGCGCACAGUGUGGCACCGACCCCAGAACUGCGACAUCAUCCCCCUGGCCAAGCUACAGACUCUCAAGCAGAACACAGGCUCGCCACGUGCCUCCGCGGAGAACAGCCCAGGCCGGAACAGCAACGUGAGCCGUGAGGGCAGCACCUCCUCCUCCCUGGAGCAGGAGCUGGAGGGGAAGGCGCUGCCCCAGGCACAGGCACAGACUCUGCAGCAGCAGCAGCAGACGUUGGGCAGAGACGAGCCUGACAGGAUGUCUCCUUUCCGCUGGAACACAGGCACCAAGGAACGGAUGCUAAUUAAGGUGACAGACCGUGAGCCCAGCUUCCUGGCUCACCAGGGCAACGGCUUCGAGGGUCCUGGGGGAGGAGGGGGCGGCACACGGUCACGGCGCUCCUCUGGAAACCAACCCAUGCCUCCUGAGCCGGAGAACUGCUCUGUCUUCUACCCUGAGCGCCGUCAGUCCCCUUUCCUGAAGCGGGUCGAGCUCGGGGGCUCCCCUCUGAUCGGUCGAGGGGACCCCUUUCAGCACCGCCGGGCCUCGGGCGACUCUCAGCCUCCCUCACCCCGCUGUGGCUACGAGCCCCCACUCUACGAAGAGCCCCCCUCCGAAUACCAGCCCCCCAUCUACGAGGAGCCCCCGACAGACAUGCACUGCGAGGCAUCCCUCUAUGGCAAGGCCUGCUCUCCUCAGCAGAAAUCCCCUGGACGUAAGCCCCAGUUGCCACUCUUUCACUCCCCGAAGCAGGGUUCCCACUCCCCCUACCAGCAGUUGGUGCUCACCAAGCAGAAGUGCCCGGAGAAGUCCCUGAGCCUGGAGUACAGCCCAGCCGGCAAGGAGUAUGUCAAGCAGCUGGUCUAUGUGGAGCAGUCCGGCUCCAGCCCGCGCUUCAAAACAGCCGACCGGCUGCAACGCUACCAGCCAUCCAACACCAUCGCUGGCUACGGGGGCUCCUACACCCUGCAGCACAGCCAGUCCCUCAUUAGGGACCCCCGCACAACUGACCGCAGCAACAGCAACCCAGGGGAACCCUGCGAGCUGCGCCAUCUGCUCUACGAUGACUCCAUGUCCUGGUCCAGCCAGCCGGACACCCUCUCAUCCACAGGGGGCUACUCCCCGGGCAGCCGCAAGCGCAAGAGCCGCAAGCCCUCUCUGCCCCAGGAGAUGCCUGCUCACUGUGGGGAGAGUGUAGGGGAGUGUGAGCCUGCAGGGAGAGGCACCAUGGACAGACAGCAGCAGCAGCAGGGAGGAGUGGUGUUGGCCGCAGAGUCACCCCUAUCUGGUUACCCCGAAUCCUACCUGACUCAGGGCAGGCUGGCCUGGGAAGCCCAGCAGGUGCACCAGCUACGGCAGCGCAGUAGCUGGGACGCGGCCCAGCAGCAGGGGGCCUUGCAGAGCCAGCUGCAGCAGGGCGUCGGGGGCAAGGACGGGUACGAGAGCGAUGGUGCCGUGCCCCAUCCCCUGCCCGGACCAGUGGUCAGAGCUUUCAGUGAGGACGAGGCGCUGGCGCAUCAGGAUGCCCGGCACUGGAAAAGGAGCACCUUUGAAAGGCUGGGUUUCCCGCAGGUCCUACUGGAGAAGAGCGUCUCUGUGCAGACCAACCUGGCCUCUCCGGAGCCAUUCCUGCACCCCUCCCAGUCAGAGGAUCUGGGUGCCUGCGCUCAGUUUGAGUCCAGCCGGAAUGCCCGUAACAUGAACGCGAGCGCCAGCUGCGUGUUCCCGGAGUUCACACUGCGCAAGCCCUCCUCAGAGACGGACAUCGAGAACUGGGCGUCCAAACACUUCAACAAGCAUACACAGGGUCUGUUCCGCCGCAAGGUCUCCAUCGCCAACAUGCUGGCCUGGAGCAGUGAACCUAUCAAGAAGCCCAUGAUCAUGACCUCCGACCGGGGUGUCAAGAAGGAGGCCGUGGAGAUCUUCAAGCUCAUCCAGAUGUACAUGGGAGACCGGCGGGCCAAGACGGACCAGCUGAACGUGGCUCUAGAGAUCGCCAUCAAGGGCUGGAGCGUGCAGGGGCUCAGGGACGAGCUCUACAUCCAGCUGUGCCGCCAGACCACAGAGAACUUCCGUUACGACAGCCUGUCGCAUGGGUGGGAGCUCAUGGCCAUCUGUCUGGCCUUCUUUCCACCCACACCAAAGUUUCACUCCUACCUGGAGGGCUACAUCUAUCGGCACAUGGACCCCCUGAACGACACUAAAGGGGUUGCCAUCAGCACCUACGCCAAGUACUGCUACCGCAAGUUACAGAAAGCAGCUCUCACCGGGGCCAAAAAGGGUCUGCAGAAGCCCAACCUGGAGGAGAUCAAGCAUGCGAGGAACGCUGUAUUUUGCCCUUCGAUGUUCGGCAGCUCCCUGGAGGAAGUGAUGGUUAUGCAGAAGGAGCGCUAUCCAGAUCACCAGCUGCCCUGGGUGCAGACCAGACUCUCUGAGGAGGUGCUGGGGCUCAAUGGGGACCAGACCGAAGGCAUCUUCAGAGUCCCUGGUGAUAUUGAUGAGGUGAAUGCUCUCAAGCUGCAGGUGGACCAGUGGAAUAUCCCCACUGGACUGGAGGACCCUCACAUCCCAGCCUCGCUGCUGAAGCUGUGGUACCGGGAGCUGGAGGAGCCUCUGAUCCCUCAUGAGUAUUACGAUGAGUGCAUCACUCACUACGAGGACCCAGAGGCUGCAGUGCAAGUGGUGCACUCCCUGCCGGAGAUCAACAAGCUGGUGCUGUGCUACCUCAUCCGCUUCCUCCAGGUCUUUGGUCAGCCUGACAACGUGUCGAUCACCAAGAUGGACGUAAACAACCUGGCCAUGGUCAUGGCUCCCAACUGCCUGCGCUGCCAGUCUGACGACCCGCGCAUCAUCUUCGAGAACACGCGCAAGGAGAUGUCCUUCAUCCGAGUACUCGUGCAGCACAUGGACACCAGCUUCAUGGACGGGUUGCUAUAGUGCCAGGGAGCCCGGGGGGGUUCAUAGCAAAAACACUACCAACAAACUAGCAAAUGGGAACAAACACACACACACUUUGUGGUGUUUGUACUGACUGUUUGACAGAGCUGAUCUAACACAGAGAAAGGGUCAGAAGAGGGGCUGUUCAGUUUUGGGAAGGGGGAGGGGGUCUUUUCAUCCUUCGAUAUCGUGCUGUGUAUCUUGUGCUCUAGGAUAGUCUGAUUUCUAUACUUCUGUGUGUCUGUCUGCCUUGAAUGUGCGUGUGUAAUAUUACAUAGAGAAUGCAAAGCAUCCCAAGCGAGAACUUACCAGACAGGCUUAUCACGGCAAAUUGACUUAAACAAAUACAUUUUAAAAAAUAAUUACAUUUGUUUAUUUGAAUGAUUUUAGUUUCUGUGCAAAAUCCACUGUUCUCAGUAAAUUAACAGGGUUGGUAUUUUUUAUUUUUUUAAAGGGCAUUGUUUUAUACAGUAUAUUUAUUCAUUCUUACUUUUUAUAUAUAAAUGCCUUUCACAAGGGACAGGUAAUACUGAAAUAAUGUUUAUGUGUGUGUGUGUGUGUGUGUGUGUGUGUGUUUAAUGAGUAUAUCAAGUCAGGUUAUCCUUAAACUGAGAGCAGAGAAGAAAUAAAAAGUCCUUCUUUCAACAUGAAGGCCGUGCCAAAACAUGUGAAGCAGUCCUGGGAUAUUUUCUGUGGAUAACACAGGGUUAAUAAGAGGACUGUUAAUUCCUCAUUAAACCACUACCAAGACUGACUGCGCUUCCCUCAACCUCCCUGGGAAUCAGUGAACAGACCCACCCCCAUCUGCCUUUCAGUGCUGUCCAGGACCUUGGCUAGCAGCAGCUACAAGUAAACGACCCUAACCUGCUCCAGCAACAACAAAAUAAGAGAUGCCCCCCUUGGAUCCAGCUAUCGCUCCCCAAAACCAAGCUGGGUGUGUUUAGCUGUGUGCACAUUGUCAUGGUCUGGAGAAGUGUUCCAGGGUAUUUUGUAUACAUUGUAUUGAAUAUGCCUGUACAGGAUUUGCUGUACUAAACACCAUUGUUUGCGCUAAAGAUUUGUUAGCCCAACCCCAAAGCCCACCUGCCCCCAAACUGAUGUUUUAAUUAGUGUUGCCCCUAGGAGCAUGUGUGCUUGUUCCCAAUGAGGCCUCUCUCCAGUUAGGUAAGGCAGCCCCAAAAGCUCUGCUCUCAAACAUGGUGGUGUUAUCAUAUUUUUUAUUAUGGUACUGCCUCUAUCUGUCAUAGCGAACUGUAUUGGAAACUAGAUUGGAAACUGCU
Polyodon spathula (Mississippi paddlefish) is the source of this 4460-nucleotide messenger RNA. Its product is annotated as rho GTPase-activating protein 39-like. Lineage: Eukaryota; Metazoa; Chordata; Actinopteri; Acipenseriformes; Polyodontidae. The record is from RefSeq and is a predicted model, not a curated record. Gene Ontology annotation, cellular component: cytoskeleton; cytoplasm. The transcript has 9 exons. Gene Ontology annotation, biological process: signal transduction. Bases 1 to 3180 code for a protein of 1059 amino acids. Gene Ontology annotation, molecular function: GTPase activator activity; protein binding.